CGGCUCACAGCGCGAAGCGGCGAGUGUCCAGUGCGCACGCGCCGAACUUUUGCCGUUCCAGGGGGAGGAGCCGUCCUGGCGAGGCGCCUUUGGAUCGGGGGUUCGGCGAUCGGCUGCGAUUCCUCGCCAGAGACGGAAGGAAGUCCCGAAGCCCGCACUCGACGCUCGCCGAGCUAUCGAUCUCCUCUUUUUCCAAAGCCACCCUCGCCGGUGCAGCCGCUCGUGGUGGUGUUCGGGAAGCAGCCGACAUGGUGAGACGGGUGGGGAUCGGGGGCUGGCGGGAGGGAGUGAGGACGGAGAGCCAGAAGGAGCCCGGGGAGAGAUCGCGGGGAGGCUGCGUCUCCCUCGUCCGAGUAGGUGGGUGAGUCAGCACAUCGGAGUGGUGGUUGUGUCUGGGCCCAGGUUGUGCCUCUUCUCCUGCCGCCUUCAGGAGCCUGAAGCCUCCCAGCGCUGCCCCCGCAUCUCUUUGGCUGAUCCCUCCGCCUUCUCCCUAAAUCAAACUUUCCUGGAUUCCCAAAUCUUCUUUUUCGCGCCUCCGAGCCCCUUCCGCAAGAAAGGGGCAGCAGCAGCAUCAAUCCCUCCCGCACCGUUUGUUCAGAUUUUUUUUCCAUAAAAGAAGAAAAUAAUCCACCUUUCUCUAAAAUGCAGGGACUAUUAUGGCUGCCCCAACACCUCAACCCGAUAAUAAUCUCAAAUUCUCUCCUCCUUAACCGAAAGCGAAACUCCUUUCUCAUCCCUUCGAAAUCGCAGGCUUGUCAGGCAAGAUAAAAUGUCUGACAAGAAACUGGUUGCCGUCCAGUUUUUCUGUAUAACCUCCAGAGGAAGCAUAUGUCCAGUUUGCACAAAGAGCGAAUCAUUCACCAUUGCUCAAUGAUGCAGCAUUUUAUUCUGCUUCAUGACUCCAUUGUUCUCCUCUAUAUGACUUCGGGGUAGCGGGGGAGGACUUUUCUCAGGGUGAAAGUUGAACAGGUAUGUAUGUGGCUGUAUCAAAUAUUUUAGAGCCCCGGUGGUGCCAGUCUCCAGUUUUACUUCUUCCGGGUAUUCUAUGAGCAAGAGACAUGUACUUCAGCAUAACUUCUUGAAUUAAAUAUAGGCCUUCAUGUAGCCCUCACACGCACCUUCAUAUAAUCAAAUUUAAAUUUGCAGAUUUCUUGUUUAGAACACAUCUUAGAAUUUUCUUGAUCCCCACUAAAAUAGCAGAAAAGUCUUCUGCUAAAAUUUCAUUCAUGUAGGAGUUUCGAAUUUGGUUUAAAAAUGCCAAAGUGCUUCAAUGUCUUGUAAACCCUGAAUGCAGCCCUUCAAAGAGAAGUGAAACCAUUUGAUUCAACAUAGCUGGUGUGGGGCAGUUAAUGCUGUAGAAAGCUGUUAUUCUGCAAUUGUCUAGUAGUGUGUUGAUUCAUGCUUUGAUCAGCCAAAAAAGGCAUGAUGUUGCUCUUACUGUAAUCAAAAGUAAAACUUACCUUGAUUUUAUGGAAGCAGGAUUGUAGUGUUAGACUUCGGACUUGUUUCUGUGCAGCAUGUUCAGUAUUGGGUUGCUAAUCACGAAUCAUUUCUUUAAAGCUCCUCACCUUAAAAAUGUUCUUUCUUACCCCUAAUCCAUGAUAACAUGAUUAGGCCAUGUGCCUAUGCUACUUACUGCACUGUUUGCAAUACUUUUGAGUAAUUCUAAUCUCUCCGUUUCCCAUACCUUACCUUAUUUCUCCCUUGUUCCCUAUGCCUAGCUUUGCAUUCUGAGCUUAGCAAACCUUAAUAGUUGUGAAGUGCCACAUUUAAACAAACAAACCUUCUUCAGUCUUAUCUUGAAAGUAAAAUUUGUCCCUGCUUGUAUAUUUCUGUGGCUACUGGCUGUACCAUCACUGCCAUAGGUAAUAUGUCUUUGAAGAGUUUCUGGGCAUCGCAAGUGGGCAGAGUGCUGUUGCACUCAGGUGUUGCUUGUGUGCUUCCCGUAGGCAUCAGGUUGGCCACCGUGAGAACAGGAUACUAGAGUAGAUGGGCCUUUGGCCUGAACCAACAGGGCUGUUCUUAUGUUUUACUUUAAAAUGAUUUAAAGCAUAACGUUGUACCUUUGCAGCUGAUAAUGCGACUCAUGUUAAUAGAUUCUAUUUUGUGCACUUUAGUUUCGCAACCAGUAUGACAAUGAUGUCACCGUUUGGAGCCCUCAGGUAUUAUUAUUAUUAUUAUUAAUUAAUUAAUUAAUUAAUUAUUAUUAUUUUUCUCAACUCAUUGCAGUGGUUUGUACCUAAUUUUAAUAGCCUAAGGAAUACGCUAGUAAACAGUUUUCCAUACAAGUUUGAUUGAUUGCCUAGACAUUGUGGAAAGCGCAAUCAUUUUUUUUAAAGGGAAAGUUGUAGGAACUAGUGUGUACACAGUUACACCAAUUCCUGUUUUGUGUGUAUGCAUGUGCUGUUUGUGAAUAAACAACAGAGAUCCUUGCCAAAUGGAUGGUAAUUCUUCAGGUAUUUUAUAUUUUACUUGGUGUGAAAAGUAUUUAGGGUUGCUUGGUCAGAACAUAAUUGUAUCAAUGUGCCAAACACUGUCUUGUGAAGCCAUUAAUUCCACUUGAACAUAAAAAGGCAUUUGUUAUAUUCCAUUGGUUGGUAAACUAUGGAAUUAUAAAAGGCAUAUAUAUAGUUGGAAUGAAAUGUAUCUGGCAGCCCAAAGUAAAAAGACUUCCUGGGAAGGCUGUGGUGCUGAGAGAGAAUGCACAUACAAGCCAAGUUGCAGUGCUUCACUAUGCUAGUUCAGAAGUUCCUUGUUACUGUAACUUGGUGUGUAUUUUUUCUCUCUCUAUCUCUUUCACCUUCCUAGUUGCAAUGGUGCCAGAAGGUUGCUCAUUGCAGUAUGCAAUAUGAUCAAUGUACUUCUGGAGUCAGUACAUUUUAAAAGAGGAACAUUUUAAUCUGUGUUUUCUUCUUUAGGGGCGAAUUCACCAAAUUGAAUAUGCAAUGGAGGCUGUGAAGCAAGGCUCUGCAACUGUUGGACUAAAAUCAAAGAACCAUGCUGUUCUAGUUGCUUUAAAGGUAAACAUUAGGGUAAAGCUUGGAGUCAAUCCCUCACCCCCUUUAAAAUGGGAAGAGGAUGCAUGCAAUUCUUUCCUACUAUAAUAAUAUGUCAGUGGUAAGGGGGACUAUUGUAUUGGGCAAGAAUCUCUGGAAGUGUGGGUUUGAAUCCCACCUCUGCCAAGCAUCCUUGUAGCUGGUAGAGCUCAGUUGGUAGAGCAAGAUACUCUUAAUUUCAUGGUCGUGGGUUUGAGCCCCACGUUGGGGAAAAGAUUCCUGCAUUGCAGAGGGUUGGACUAGAUGACUCUUGUGGUCCUGUCCAACUCUACAAUGCUGUGAUUCUAUAAUAUAUCUGAACUCCUCUAUUAUACAAUUGUAAGCCUAACUACCAUGAAGUAAAGUACUGCAUUCUAAAUGCUCUGGAAAUAAUAGAACAUAAUGGUGCUUUUUCCUUUCUAAAUACACUACCCGCCAUUAAUCAUUGCUGAGCUGCUGCCAGAUAGACAGUACAAGCAGCGAUGGUUUUAGGCGUGUCUGAUAUGUGCAUGACUGCGCCAAACCUGGAAGUGACUCGAAAAUGUCACAAAAGUGGGGCGGGGGCAGAAUGGUGUGUUUGCAGACUUUUUCAGUCAUGCUUUAAAUAUACAUGAUUUCACUUAAAUGUGCUGUGCCUCACAAUGUAACCCCGACAUAAAUGGGGAGUUGCCUAUACUGAGCUACCUAGAAGAGUGGUUCCCAGUUGGCGAAGUACUGCAGACCCCGUUUUUCAAAAGCCAAGCCAUGGACCCACUACUUUUGAAAAUUUUGAUAUGUCUAUGGUAAUUUUUGUUAUGUGAAUGGUGCAACAGACCCCCUGGGUGGGUUAUGCAGACCUGGGGUCCGUGGACCACCAAUUGGGAACGACUGGUCUGGACCAAUCAUCUGGCAGUGUACCGCAUCUUCAUGUGUUCAUAAGCAGGGAUGGAUAAAAGACUCUCCAUUCAGUUGUUACUAUAACCAUACUUGUCAUUGUCAGAAUGUUUGUGUGACUCACAACUAUUUUUUCUGUGUUUAGAGGGCACAGUCUGAGCUGGCAGCUCAUCAGAAAAAAAUCUUAUAUGUUGACAACCAUAUCGGUAUUUCAAUUGCUGGGCUUACUGCUGAUGCAAGACUUCUAUGGUAAUUUUGCAAAUUGGUUUAUUUCAUAUAUAGGGCACAGAGAUAAAAUUACACAUAUUUUAGUGCAUUUCAAAUAUUUAUAUGCCUACUUUUAAGAGUACAUGAAAUUGCAUGUAAACCCCAGUGGUAGCAUUGACUGGAAUUAAAGCAAACUUAUAAACACAUUGUCUGGGAUUCAGCUAAGAGGUAGCCAGUAUUGUGAGGGUGCGGGGGAAGGGGCUGAGAUGGGCGGAACAGUGACUUGCUAGGCAAUGUUGUGCAUGUCUACUCAGAAGUAAGUGCCAUUGAGUUCAGUGGCGUUUGUUCCCAAGUAAGUGAAUAUAGGAUUGCAGCCUUAUUAUUCUAUGAAUGUCCCAAAGUGAUUUGCAGCAUAACUAACAUGAAAACCUUGUAUAAAACACAGUGGCUAAACAUACUCUGUCCAGUAACUUCUUGGCAGAGGUGAGAUUUGAGCACUGCUUGCUGCUGUGACCACCAAGCAUAUUCUAGCUGAACAGCUUGCCUAAGCUGGUGCCCUCUAGAUGGGGCUAGUGCAUGGCACUCCAGUAAUCAUAACAAGGAUCAAAGCUACACCUAGAAUGAAACCUGUGCAUAACAAGCCAUCUACUGGUGUAUUUUUGUUUCUCUCUUUGAAUCCUGCAGCAAUUUCAUGCGCCAGGAGUGUCUGGAUUCUAGAUUUGUAUUUGACAGACCUCUUCCAGUGUCUCGACUAGUAUCUCUGAUUGGAAGCAGUAUCCUUUUGUUGUGAUUGUUAUCGUGAGACGCUCAUAGUUGCCAAGAUUAUGCUCUGCUCUUGACCAGUGUUCUUACUACUUCAAUAAGUGUAUUGACUUGUGUAAGAACUAAACUAGUGCAGGUCAUUGGAGACCCUUUGCUUUAAUAUUAAAGGUGCUGGAUCCACUGAUCCCUGGAAAAUUUCAGCCACAGAUGGUAGUGGUAAAAACCAAAUGAUAAAGUUGAAGAGUUGUAUUCAACAGUAUUACUCAGCUGAUGGUAAGGCUUCUAUCACCAAAACUGGUAGGGAAGUAAUUUUCUGCAGCUCCAGCCCACCCAUCACCCCCAAAUUCUGCUCUAGAGGAUUGGGAGGUCCUCCAGAGCAGAUUAGGGAGGGAGAAUAUAUUUGAAAAUUGAUUAUCUUCUGCUAUCAAAGGUCUUAAUAUUCACUGAGUGACACCCUUGAGUAUAACUCAGAAUGUUUGAAUGGUUCUGCACGUUCAUGUUACUUGAGCAGUAAGUGAUAACUUUUGUGUAGUUGCCACAAUAAAUCAAGUGCAUAUAUCUUAAAUAUUUGUGUUGAGUAUUCAUAGACAUUUGGUUUAGUGAGGGGCUUCUCUGCUCAGCUGUUUUGUGGGCUGUGUUCAAUUGAAAUGUAUGUUGCUGAUGGUUUUAAUAACUUUCAUUUUAAAUACUAUCUGAUUUUAGCAUUACUUGUCUUUCUAUUUUCUCUAUUUGUAAGCCUUAGGGCCCCCUUGAGGGUGGAAAAGUGGGAUAGAAAUGUUUUUAUAACUGAAAUAUACAUGCCGUUUGAGACACAUUCCUCAGCUUGUCCAAGAAACGCAGAUACCAACACAACGGUAUGGCAGAAGGCCAUAUGGUGUCGGACUUCUCAUUGCAGGCUAUGAUGUAAGGCUGCUUUUCAUACUUGUCUAUCACAUAUUCCUUGGAUGAUACAUUAUUCUAAAGUAUAAUGAGAGUUUACCAUGCUAGAAGCAUGAUAAUAUAUUGGCAACAUGGCAGUAAACAGUGGGUUGUCUCCAAGGGCUGGCCUCCUGUGAGCACAAGACCUUUUGAUCUAGUGGAGGUGUCCACUAAGGGGAAGAGAUUUUUGCUGAUUGCCCCACUCCCCCCCCCCCAUUCUAUACUGUCACAGGCCAAAACCUCCAGAAUAGGUUUUGGGGAGAUGGAGGAGGGGGAAUAGGCAAAACCCACUUCUCCACCGCUUGUGGAAUGCUCUCCCCAGGGAUGUUCGCCCGGCGCCUUCAUUAUACACCUUUAGGCACCAGGUGAAAACAUUUCUCUUUAACCAGGUGUUUGGCCGGUUGACAUUCAAUGUGUUGUGGAAGGGAGGAUUAUUGGUUUACUUUUGUUCUUGUUUUUAUUCUGCUAUUUAUACAGUUUUACCUUGGAUCCUGAAUGCCUCAGUACUUGGACGUUUUGGCUCCCGAAUGCCACAAACCUGGAAGUGAGUGCUCCGGUUUGUGAACGUUCUUUGGAACCUGAACAUCCAAUGGUGCUUCUGAACACUAUGGUUUUCAACUGUUUUGGAAGUCAAAUAGACUUCCGGAACAGAUUCCGUUUGACUUUCAAGGUAUGACUGUAUUGUAAUUUUAUGUUGUGAACCACCCUGUGAUCUACAGGUAUAGGGUGGUAUACAAAUUUAUUUAAGAAGAAGAAGAAGAAGACUCCACUUAUGCAGUAACAAUACAAGGAGAAUCAGUUGUAUUUCAUCCUAUAUGCAAGGCAUGAAACAUAUGGUAUAGUAUUAGCACCAUAUUAUUUUACGCCUUUGGUCAGGAAACCUGAAAAUUGAAAAUUGUAUAUGUACCCAUAUAUGUUAAAUACAGAUUUUAUAUAUUGCAUUCUUCUGAAAUAAAAUAGAAUGGAAAUAUCUUUAUGCUAUUUCAUGGUAAAUAAAUAACAUCCCUUUGUUUUACUAGGAUAUGGGUCCCCAUAUCUUCCAGACCUGUCCUUCUGCAAAUUAUUUUGACUGCAAAGCAAUGUCCAUUGGAGCUAGGUCCCAGUCAGCUCGAACUUACUUGGAGCGACACAUGACCGAAUUUGCUGACUGUAAGUGUUUGGUCUCCUCUAGCUGAUUUGUAGUACAGUCAAACCUGGGUUCCCGAAUGCCUCUGUUACUGUACGUUUUGACUCCUGAACACCGAACACCUGGAAGUGUUUCAGUUUUCGAACAUUUUUCAGAAGCUGAAGGUCCAGUGUGGCUUCUGCUUGAGUGCAGGAAGCUGCUGCAGCCAAUCAGAAGCCGUGCCUCAGUUGUCGAACAUUUCGGAAGCUGAACGGGCUUCUGGAAUGGAUUAAGUUCGACAACCGAGGUUUGACUGUAUGAUGUUUCGCACAUAUUGCUCCACCCCUUUCUCCCAUGUACAUGUUGUGUUCCUGGUUUAUUGCUGAGCGGACUUUGACUGGUAAUCACAGGCAUGGGGAGGGAGAGAGUGCUUUGAAACUUUCCCUUCCCCGCAGGAGAAAUACAGUGGUACCUCUGGUUGCAAACGGGAUGCGUUCCAGAGGUCCGGCCGCAUCCCGAGGAAUUCACAACCGGAGGACUGCUCCUGCGCAUGCACGCAGUUUAGCACUUCUGCACAUGCAGCAAAACCCGGAAAAAUACUUCCAGUUUGCCACAUUCGCAUCCCGAAGAUUACGUAUCCAGAGGGAUACAUAAGUGGAGGUAUGACUGUACUGAGCUUCUGAACUGGUCAUAACUGAAAACGUAUUUUACAGGUAAUCUGAAUGAGCUAGUUAAGCAUGGACUACGUGCCUUGAGAGAGACUCUUCCUGCAGAACAGGAUCUGACUACUAAGGCAAGUGCUGGAACCUUUUUUUAUUUGUGGUCUGUUCUGUGAUUUUGGAGCGUAACACUAGCAAAGCACAAUACAGAAGGGGGAUGAAUCCUAUCAUUUGUGUAAGUGGAAGCCAAAAUUCACAACGGAAGAGUUGUACGUAGUGAAGAUUAUUCAGGUAAAAAGAUACAAAAUAACCCUUUUACCAGUGCACCCAGAACUCCUGAACUGUAUCAUUAGCUUAAGCAACUCUGCUACAUUUGAACAGCACUUGCAUGCAUCACUUUUAUACAUGUUUGUGCAAACACUGGAAAUGUGCUUACCUACUUAUAAAUAGCAGAUGAUAGCCAAGUAAGUCAUUUGCCAGUGAUUCAAGUGGGUCUGCUCUGAAUAUGGCUAAUAUUGGAUAUUGACCAGCACUAGCAAGGAGACACUUGUAUGCAUAAUAACACUAGUUCUGAUUAUCUGGAUAGCUUGAAUAACAGCAGGCCUAUGUGAAAUUCUGGGGUUUGGGGCCAAAGUAAUAAAGGCAAUGUUUGAGCUGUUGCAGGAAUUCUUGGAUGAGCAGGUUUUUCUGGACCUAUUCCAGUCAAAUACAUAGGUAUGUGAUCAAAGGCUUAUGUAUACUGGGGAAUGUCCUGUAUGUACCUGCCACUUUUGUAUCUACUCCAUGGUGGUGUUCCAUAUCCUGUCAUUUUACUGAUUUGUGAGGCCACAAGGGUACAGUAUGCUCCUUCAUAGCAAUUAAUACAUUGUGAGAUGCUUUGCCAGCUAAGGUGUACCUUGCUUCACCUAUGCUGGCUUUUCAUCAUGAUUAAAAUCAGGCAUCCCCAAACCCAGCCUUCCAGCUGUUUUGGGACUACAACUCCCAUCAUCCCUAGCUAACAGGACCAGCGGUCAGGGAUGAUGGGAAUUGUAGUCCCAAAAUAGCUGGAGGGCCGAGUAUGGGGGUGCCUGAUUAAAAUGAACAGGAGGUGUUGCUUGGUGUCUAUCAUGGAGGUGGCUAAUCUUUUGCUUUAACGGGCAGGAUUUACCUAACCAGCCUCAUCAGCAGAAGCCCUACACAAAGACUUCUGCACGGGCACAAUAUUGGGAAAGAAUGGUCUAAAUCCUCCUGACUUCCCUUUGAACAGAUGUACAUAAUCUGUGCUGCAGAAAGACAGUGGCGCCUUUCUUAGUUUUACAAUUAUCAUUUAACAGAAUGUUUCCAUUGGGAUUGUUGGUAAAGAUAUGGAGUUCACUAUUUAUGAUGAUGAUGAUGUAGCACCAUUCCUAGAAGGACUUGAAGAAAGACCCCAGAGAAAGGUACACAAAUUUAAUACAACACGUUGAAUUUACUUACACAGUAACAUUUUGUAAAAUACCUGAUUUUAGUGUUCUGUAAGCUAUGGUUUUGCUACAUUUUGUGAAACCCCUUCUGUGGAAAGCUGUCCCCAGUGUAAUUCUCUUGACAUCUGCUUUUUGUCCUUUAGGCACUAGAAAAAGGCAUUAUUUUAAAUUAACAAGCCUGGUCCAAUAUUUAACCUCUGGAGAAAUGAGACUCCUAUACUUUGCUAACGUUUAACUGUCUUAAUUGUCUUAAUUAUAUUUGUAAUUGUUAAUAGGCAAUUAUUUUAUUGGUCCUGCAGGAGACAUCUACUAAUGAAAGGCAACAACUUUUGCUGAUUUCUCCUCCCCAUCUACCACCCCAGCAGCCCUCAAAAUCUGUUCUGAACAGAUUCUAACUCUCUAGAAUACAUUUUCUGAUGGCUGCAGGAGGGGGAAUCAACAAAAAUAGCCCCCUCAGAUGCCAUGGCACUAAAGAUAAGCUGGAUAUCACAAAGUAUUUUUAAGAAAGUUGUCCUGUAAAUGGGGACAAUGAGAGGACACUUAAUAGGCUCCAGUAUGAAAUUAUUUGGUACAACCAUUAUUGGGUUUUUCAGUCACAGAAUCAUGUUUAUCUAAAAAGUUUUUUAUGUUGGACACUCUUAUCUAUAUUGGAACUUUAGAACCAUUUUUAAAUAAGAGGAACAAAUUACAGUUAAAGCAGGCAUGUAUAGUAUGACUGCUGUCAGGCUUGGGAACUAAAUGGGAAUUAUAUUAAAGUUGCAAAGAUUUGAUUAAUAAAGAUAUAUCAUGGCCUAAUUUGAUUUUGAUUCUAUGCAAUUAUUUAGUGCAGAAUUGUGGAAUAUUGAAAAUCAGAAUUGACUUGGCCUCUAAAAUUAAAUAUUGGUGGGGUUUUAUAUUUGUAAGAUUUUGUUCUAUAAUUUGCUACCAGUGACAAUUAAAACUGACAUAGUUUUAAAUAUAUUUAAUAUUUUUAUUUUACCUUUUCAAGACUGCUCAACCUGCUGAAGAAACUGCAGAAAAGGCUGAAGAACCAAUGGAGCACUAAUCAUUGUGCAUGCACUUCAGACACAGGAAUGCCAGAGCAUGCAUUUGUAUUCUGUUAACAUAACUCUGAGAUAAAUGCAUAUUGUAGUGAUACAUUCUAGUGAGUUGGUCUACAAAAAUGUAUUGCCAAAAAUCCUAAACUGGCAGCAAAGAAUUAAUAACUGACCACUGCUCUUGAGAUGUCAUUUUCUAGAAACUACGGAAUAUUGUUUUAUAUGAAAAAGCUUGUUUUCCUGUCAUAAAGGUGUUGAUUAAAUAAACCUGUUUCUUGAAACAACUUGC
Messenger RNA from Podarcis lilfordi (Lilford's wall lizard), 10327 nucleotides. The record is from the annotation of a GenBank genome assembly. Lineage: Eukaryota; Metazoa; Chordata; Lepidosauria; Squamata; Lacertidae.